AUGUAUUGCUACAGACAAGACAUGACAUCGGAAAGUAUGCUGUCCGUUAUAGAAAUAAAAAAGAUAUAUGUCAAGCCAGGUGCAGCAUACAGGAAUAUAUCUUCCGUUCAUUACCAUGAUUAUUACAAUUACAAUGUGAGCUGUAAUAGUAGUACUCACUGGCUGCAUAUUAAUGAUAAAAAUGAGAUAUUACAAGUAUCAAAGAUGCCAGAAAACAAAACUGAUGUACAAUUCACGUUACAUUUAAACAAGACACAUUACAACUCAAAAUUAUACUGUAUUCAAUUUAAAUGUUCUUCACCGCAACAAAUAAUGGUACAGAGUUGCAUAAGAAAUGUUACGGCCGUAACUAAUUUUAAAGAAGAUAGUGCCACCCACAGUGGACAACCGAUCAUUGUAAUGCAUGCGGAAAGAGACUCUCAAACAGGUAUCAAUCUAUAUCGGAAAGUAAUUUUAAUGUAA
Molecule: messenger RNA, 462 nt
Organism: Achroia grisella
Lineage: Eukaryota; Metazoa; Arthropoda; Insecta; Lepidoptera; Pyralidae
Exons: 4
Coding region: 1-462 (153 amino acids)
Source: RefSeq, a predicted model, not a curated record